Sardina pilchardus (European sardine) is the source of this 4416-nucleotide messenger RNA. RefSeq names its product arginine-glutamic acid dipeptide repeats protein. Gene Ontology annotation, biological process: negative regulation of transcription by RNA polymerase II; nervous system development. Bases 821 to 3052 code for a protein of 743 amino acids. The transcript is spliced from 3 exons. Gene Ontology annotation, molecular function: protein binding; RNA binding. Gene Ontology annotation, cellular component: nucleus. NCBI's taxonomy places the organism in Eukaryota, Metazoa, Chordata, Actinopteri, Clupeiformes, Clupeidae. The record is from RefSeq and is a predicted model, not a curated record.
AAGAGAGAGAGAGCAAGGAGAGAGGAGGGGGCACAUAGAGAGUGAGUGAGUGAGUGAGUGAGUGAGUGAGCGAGCGAGAGUGAAAGAGAGAGAAGAGAGUUGUAGAAUAGGAGAGAGAGAGAGAGAGAAAGAGAGAGAUAGGAGGGGGGGGGUCACAGAGGGUGAGCAAGCUAAAGUGUGAGUGUGAGAGAGAUAGAGACAGAGUAAGUGUGUGUUUGAGAGAGAGAGAGAGAGAGAGAGAGAGAGAGAGAGAGAGCGUGUGUGAGGGAGAGAGGCAGACACACACAGAGAGCUCUCAGAGGGCGAGCAAACUGUAGAGGCAGAGAGGUGAGAGAGUGAGCUAACUGAACAGAGGGCUACAGAGGGAAUAGAGAGAGAGUGAAAGAGAGAGAGAGAGAGAGAGAGAUGAGAGUAGAUGAGAGAGCGAUGGCAGAUUGAGGGAGAGAUAUAUAGAAAACAUUACCAAAGAAAGGAAGAGCAAGAGAGAGAGAACAGUGGGUAAGAGAUACAGAGAUACAGAGAGAGAGAGAUAGGGAGAGAGAGACAGAGAGAGAGAGAGGGAGAGAGAGGGAGAGACAUAUAGUAUCAGAGCUGGAUGUUCUUAUUUGCAUUGCUGCUGCUGCUGGCUGUUCCAAUGAUCACUCAUUCCUCUCACCACAAGACACCCAGAGAGGUGAGCAGACGUUUGGCGUGUGGUGAGCUGUGAGGAACGCGUGAUGCUGUGCAGCAGACGGGCGCCGUCCCUCUCUCUGAUCCCGUCAUUCUCCCCCGAAGCCCAUGUGACCUAAUCUCGGGCCCCACCAGGCCAGGGGGGUGCCCCAUGAAUCCCACCCCAGACCGCGGCAAAGAGUGCCUCCCCCCGAAGAAGCGGGAGUCCCGGCAGGGCUCCUCGGAGCAGCAGCAGCGCCCCCCGGAGGACGACUUCAAGCCCCCGGCGCCGCUGCGGCCCCGAGCCCUGGCAGGGAGGCAGUCCGAGGGCAGGGAGAGCAGCAGCGACGUCCCUCACUAUGACAAAGAUCUGCCCCCUCCUCCACCGCCGCCUCCGCCUCCGCCGCCGGCCCCACUGCAACUGCCCCUGCCCCUCCAGUGGCACGUGUCCUACCCGCCCCCGGCGUCUCACCCGUUCCUCUCGCCCGGCGAGCGGCACAGCGCCAUCUCGCCCUCCUGGAGGGACGGCCGCGUGCUGGACGUGGUGGACCCGUCCAUGCCGCACCACUCGCGCUGGCUGAGGGGCGAGGUGCCCCCGCUGAGCCUGCAGCCGCCGCUGUCCUUACCCUCGUACAAGAGCCACUAUGCCUCGGAGCGCGACGCCUGGUCCUACUUCGGCCGCCGCGACUACGGCCCGUCCUCCUUCUUCUCGCCGGCGCACCACCUCUUCGCCCAGCCCGCGCCGCCCCCCUACCCCGGCGAGAGCCUCUCCGAGCGGCUGCGCUACCCGAGCAGGAGGCCCAACGGCCUGGACGGCCCGGAGGGUCGGCAGGGCUCCCUGGAGAGGGCGCCAGGCUCGGCCGGGGAGGGGGGCGGCAGGCACGCGGAGGGCUUCCACACCAACGGGAGGAAGCGGCACCCGGAGGACACGGCGGGCUCUUCGCUGGCGAGAGGGACUCUGUCCUCGCGGGACGCCACGGGCCCCAACGCGCGACACCCCCCGCAGGACCGGGACCGAGAACGAGAUCGGGAACGAGAACGAGAUCGAGAUCGAGACAGACAGAGAGACAGGGAGAGAGAACGAGAAAGAGAACGAGAACGCGAGAGAGAACGAGAGCGAGAGCGAGAAAGAGACAGAGAAAGGGAGAGGGAGAGGGAGCGGGACAGAGAGCGAGAUCUCCGCAGGACUCCCAAAGCCCCUCACCUCUCCGAGUCACGGACCGCCAAGGUGGAGCCGCUGGGGCUGGGUGCCAUCCAGGGCGCCGGUGCCCAGAUCUACUACGCGCUGGGCUCCGUCUACCCGUCCCUCCAGCAGCAGUCGCCCUCGUUCGCCUACCCGGCUCCCCUCAGCUCGGCGGGCACCCCGCCCUACACGCCCCCUCACAGCAAGAGGAACUCCCAGCUCUCGCCCCUGGGCUCGCAUCAGCACAACAGCCACGGCGGGGGCCCCCAGGGGCCCGAACACGAGCUCAACGAGGAGCUGGCCUCGCCGCCGAGCCCCUACCGCGAGCGCGCCGCUCACUCCGAGCCGCACCUGCACCCCACCGCCACAGCCACCUCCGCCGCGGCAGUCCUACCUCAUUUCGCCAAGGGGUCCCUGAUCGAGCUGGCCGGGGGCCGGCUGAAGCGCGUGGAGGAGCUGCGCACCGACGACUUCCUGCGCAGCGCCGACACCUCGCCCGAGUUCCACCUGAGCAGCUGCACCGUGCUGCACAUCCUGCCCGGCCCCACGCACGCCUUCAGCCAACUGCAGGUCCUGCUGGCCGACCGCAACACUCAGGAGUUACUCACAGUCUUAGUGGAGUAUCCAUUCUUUGUGCGCGACCGAGGCUGGUCUUCGUGCUGCCCGCAGAGAACCGGCCAGCUCUACGGUCUCGCCUGCCGCCAGCUGAGUGCCGGGGACGUGUGCCUGGCGCUGACCCCGACCCCGACCCCGACCCCCGCGCCCCUCCUCCCGGGCGCCGUCCUGGGCCCCCCGCCGCCCCGGCCUCGCUCAGGCUCCAGGGCCGCCCGCACGCACCACCACCACCACCCCCACCCCCAGGGCCAGGGCCAGGCCUCGGGCAGCGGUGGCGGUGCGGCACCGGCAGCCAAUUCCAGCGAGGGAACGGAGAAGAUGCCUCCGCCGCCUCCUCCUCCUCCUCUUCCUCUUCCUCCUCCCCCGACACCUCCCUCCGCCGCCACCACCACCGCCACCAACACCAACACCAACACCACCACCGGCAGCGCCUCCCACAGCGUCGAGGGGGUUCGUGAGGAGCGAGAGCCGCGGCCUCGCAAGAGACGCUGGUCGGCCCCCGAGCUCCCCGGGCGAGAGGGGGAGCAGCAGGAGGAGGAAGGAGAGGACAGGGGCCGGACGCCCCCAGAUUUACCUCAAGGCUUCAAACAGGAGAAACAACAGUAGAAGCCCCCCCCAGGCUUCCUCCUCUACCGACCACCUUCCCUCAUACACGCACACACACACACACUCACACCCACACACACACACACAGUAACACACACACACACACACACACAGAAAGCCCACAGUGUGGUGUCCACUUCAGCGCCACCAGCUCCACACACUCGCAUCUGGCCAGCUGAGCAGGAACCGGGGCGGUGGCGCGGGAGGUUUCAGGUAACUCGACAUUACUACGGACAUCCUCAAGUGUGCAUGAGCAAAGCCAUGAAAACCAAGCCCACCUCCGCUGGGAUUUUUUUUCAAGACGGGGAGGGGGGGAGGGGGUCACAGGAGGGGGGAGCAGUUGUAUAUUUCCGCGACGGACGGGUAAGCAAAGCAAUGGGAGGGCGCCAUGCUAGGAAAUCCCAAAAUGCACAAAAAGAGACAAUUCAGUGAGACAAUCAAAUUCACCUGUCUGUGUCGCCACGCGUUUACUGAUGUAGUAAUGGUCGUUCCACGCUCACGGACAGUGUUUUCUGCAGGGUAAUUAUUUUCAAACAGUAUUAUUGAAGUUAAUAACAUUGGAGAGAGAAAUGAAAUAUAUAAAUAUAUAAAUAUUACAUAUUACAGGUGUUACAUAAAUAUGCUAAAGAAUAAAAAGUCUAAAUGAGUCAGUUGUAACUUUCGUACUGAAAUUUAAUUUUAACGCUUCUGAGCCGAAUUCUGGCCGCGUGUCUGGACGGACGAGGUGAAUGUAUCAGCAACCUUUAGCCUUUUUUCUCAGUGUGGGUCAACACGCUCUUUUACAAACAGCAUUACUGUCCGGUCUGGGUUCUUUCAUUCUUUUAAACUGUUAAAGGGAAAAGACACUACUGGAAAACUCGGAAGAUUAACGCCUCACUCUUCAGAGGCAGGGCGCAAAUAUCAGCCAAUACCACCCCACACCCCACCCCACAGACACACACACACACAGUUGUCAGGUGUUUCCUUCCGCUUUUGUGAUGCCGUAAAAAAAUGUCAUUAUGAGAACGCAAAACGGUGCUAAUGACGAGUUGGAAUCGGAUGCUUUGUGAAUAGAGCAGACCCCGCUGUAUGCUUCUCUGUUGUCUUUAAGUUAAUGUAUGACCGAGCGCAGGGAGAAGAACAAAGGAAAAGUAUUCUGAACUCAGAUACGGGUAUCUCUUCUGAUCAAGCACACUCUUUCACUUUAGUUUUUUUUUUUUUUUUUUUUUUCGUUUUUGUUUUUGUUUUCUGUUGUUGUUGUUUUUCAAAAAUACCGUUGUUACUAUUUUCUUUGUAAAUGUUAUAGCUAUAAAAUUGUAUAUUUUUAAAAUUGUGAAACUGUCAUACAAUGUUCGCUAGAGAUUAAAAAAAGCUUUAUAGAUUUA